Messenger RNA from Ceraceosorus bombacis, 366 nucleotides. The record is from the annotation of a GenBank genome assembly. NCBI's taxonomy places the organism in Eukaryota, Fungi, Basidiomycota, Exobasidiomycetes, Ceraceosorales, Ceraceosoraceae.
AUGGUCGUCCGUCCUGGUAAGUUUGACCAUGAAGUCCGGCAUGCUGUACGCGAUGCUGACGCUGCUGAAUACCUUCGUCCGAGGCCGGGGUCAGUGGACAAGCGCUCGGCUGUUGGUCUCGCCGCAUCCACUGCACACUCGUGCUCGUCCACGGGAAUAAGGGGCGGGGAAGCUGGUGCAGCUCUUACUUCAGUUCCACAUCACCUUGGCACUUUGAGCGCAUUUACGCACCUCGAAAUCGCACGUUUCUCUUCGGUUCACAUCGGUGAUUCACAGCGUCGAUCAGAUCAGCAGCAUACAUGCUACUUCGGUCGACUGAGCAGCGAGGUCAGCAGCGGAGAAGCGGAUGCGCGAAUGAAUGCGUGA